Messenger RNA from Carica papaya (papaya), 1660 nucleotides. RefSeq names its product PI-PLC X domain-containing protein At5g67130-like. Gene Ontology annotation, molecular function: phosphoric diester hydrolase activity. The record is from RefSeq and is a predicted model, not a curated record. Gene Ontology annotation, biological process: lipid metabolic process. NCBI's taxonomy places the organism in Eukaryota, Viridiplantae, Streptophyta, Magnoliopsida, Brassicales, Caricaceae.
UGCCGAAUCAGAAGUGGUGUUAAUCAUACCAGGCAACUUCCCAGUAAAAGAAAAUUUUAAUAGAAUUCUUCAAAAGAAAUCACAUUACUUUAAUUCAAUUUGGUUUUACUUAUUGAAGUAAAAGCUGUGCAUAAAAGCGACUGCCUUUUUAACCAUCCCUCUGCAAAUCCUUCAGAGUCUGUAUAUAAAUAUAGUUAUAUAUGCAUUUAUACACAAAGACACUCUCCGUUUCUCCAUCAAACAGCAUCCCAGGUUUUGAUAUCAAGCAAAAGCAAUUUAGGAAACCAGCAUAAAAGCCAGUCAUGAAGGUAGUCAUCCUCAUUGUCACUUCAGUUUUUCUCUUCAGUUCCAUCUCUGCUCGAAAGGAAGGAGAUACAUGUGUAGCAGAUGGGAACUGUGACUCGGGUCUACACUGUGAAACCUGUGUUGCUAAUGGAAAUGUACGGCCGAGAUGCACCAGAAUCAAGCCUCUAAUUCCCACUUCUCAGGUAAAGGAGCUUCCUUUCAACAGAUACUCCUGGUUGACGACUCACAACUCUUUUGCUCGGCUGGGUGAGAAAUCAGCAACUGGGUCUUUGAUUCUUGCUCCUACCAAUCAGCAGGACUCCAUUACCAGUCAGUUAAAUAAUGGUGUAAGAGGUUUGAUGUUGGACAUGUAUGAUUUCCAGAACAAUAUCUGGUUGUGUCACUCUUCGGAAAAAUGCUUCAACUACACAGCUUUCCAACCUGCCAUUAACGUUUUGAAAGAAGUUCAAGCAUUUCUUGAAGCAAACCCAACAGAGAUUAUCACUAUUUUCAUCGAAGACUAUGUUACAUCUCCCAAUGGCUUGACUAAAUUAUUCAAUGCUGCUGGCCUGAGGAAGUACUGGUUUCCAGUUAAUCGAAUGCCCAAAUUUGGUGGAAAUUGGCCAACGAUAAUUGACAUGAUCCAGAGGAACCAGCGUUUAGUUGUGUUUACUUCGAAGUCAGGCAAGGAGGCGGCUGAAGGAAUUGCUUAUCAGUGGAGAUACACAGUCGAAAAUCAAUAUGGGAAUGGCGGGAUGAUUGCUGGGAAAUGUCCAAAUCGUGCAGAAUCACCUGCCAUGAACACAAUAUCGAGGUCUCUAGUGGUAGUAAACUACUUUCCUGACUCACCAGAUAUAGUUCAAGCCUGCAAACACAAUUCAGCUCCAUUGAUGACUAUGAUCAAUACAUGCUACGAAGCAGGGGGUCACCGGUGGCCUAACUUCAUUGCUGUUGAUUUCUACAAGAGGAGUGAUGGUGGGGGAGCUCCAGAAGCAGUUGAUGUAACAAAUGGUCAUCUGAUAUGUGGAUGCGGAAACAUUGCGAAUUGCAAGGCUAAUAUGACUUUUGGAGCUUGUAACCUGCCUGAAGCAGGUGCUAUCCCUGCACCCAAAUCAGCAGAUGAUAGGAGUGUUGCAUCUUGGUAUGGGAGAAAUCUUCAGUGCUGGUGGUUUCUGGGAACAGUUCUUGUUGGACUUCUCUUGCUCCAAUGAAUGUUGGCUUAAAAAAACCAUUACCCAUUUUUAUUCUCUGUAUUUUAGAACAUUAAAUUUUUUUUCCUUGCUAACCUCAAAAGGUAAUUAACAAAUGAAAUUGAUUGAUUUGGUGGGUGCUUGGUGCAUUUACUGGGUUGUCUUCUUGUUGUUUACAUGUAUAU